GCAAAAGGCAGCAAAGGCAAGCAGCCAGCAACCGUCCCCUCCCCCAAACAAACAACAAACAACAAGACCACGACCACCACCAACAACAACAACAGCAACAACAACACAAAAUAAGAAAGGCAUCGCCGCCGUACAAGGGUGUGCAGACACAGCAAGAAGCACGCCACCCAACACUCGAACAAAACAAGAGCAACAAUAACCACCACAGCUCCACUGCAUCUCUUUGCUUGCCAGUGUUGCCGCCAUCCCCCUCCCGCUCAAGUGUGCGUGCCGUGCACAGGCGAGCACAGGGCGUUUUGGUGAGCGUGUUUGACCCCUUUGCUCUGCCGCGUGCGUGCUCACGGCUGCGUGUGUGUCAGCAGACUGCAGGACAUGGCUAGCUCAGCAACACCAUCUCGGCAUAAGGCGCUGCGGCGCUGGAGCUCUGUGAUGCUGCUCGCUUUGGCCGCCACUGCUUGUCUCUGCUUCACGCCUGUUCAAGGUGUUGGCCCUUAUCGCCUUGAUCUGGCGGUUGACUCCACCAGCAAAGUGGUGGGAGAAGGCCUGCAGGUGCAAGUGACAGCGAAAGACAGUACCGGCGUGACUGCCACGUCGUUCGAUGCCUUUCAAAUACAGCUCGCCACCAAUGGCAGUGCGCUGCCUGCAUCGUCCACCAUUAGCAUCAGCCCGUCAAGCCCCUCGGCGUUGGUUGUGCUUGUGGAUCAACGAGCAGAGACCAUCCAGGUGUCGCUUGUGUCAACGGCCUCAACGCCUGUCGAAACCGACAUUUCUGCAACCGUCAGCGUGUCCUUCGCUCCAGGUCCGAGCCACGUGGUUGAACUGGAUGCAAGUACAACCAGCACGUCCGUGGAUGAAGUGCAGGAUGUGCUCGUUCGGGUGUAUGACCGAUACGGCAACCUUGCCAGCAGCGAAGAGAGGGACGUUGAGGUGGACGUCGCUUAUGAUGAUCUGCAGUUGGUGAAUCUUCUGACCGGGUCCAGCACCGUCGAUAUUGUCGGCGGGAAGGGGCUCUUUCGAUUCCAAGGAUCAACAGCACCUGCCCAAGCCACGCUCUCGCUUCUCGACACCUUCAACACGGGCCUGACAAUGGGUGAUGAGGUCAUAAUUGCACUGCAACCCGGAUCUGGCGUUGCUCUGCAGUUCGACCACACCAUCGCGGACCCCGUUGUUGGCACGGCUGCCUCCAUCGAAGUCGACAUCGUUGACCAAUAUGGCAACGUUGCGUUAACCACAUCAACCACGUUCACCGUCAGCGCAAAUGGCUCCGCGUCCAUCCUGGCGCAGCCGUCGGGCGGGUACGAUGCAUCCCCGUCAGCCACGGUCUCGCUUGCAAACACCAUUGCCGAGCAGGUGGAGCUGCGUUUUGCGUCCGUGGCAGAUGGGACACUCGACAUUUCAGACACGCUCCAGCUCAACUUUCAACCAUCGGCGGUGACCACGAUUGCGUUCCGGGAUCUCCCCUCCUCGCUCUCUGUGGAUGAGGAGCUUCUGCUGCAGAUGGUGGCCGAAGACCAGUUUGGAAACCUGGUGGGCAUGAGCGGGUCCGUUGCCAUCACAGCUUCGCCCGCGGCAGAGGUGCUCAGCACGCAACUGACCCUCACACAUGGACGCGCAUACGGUGCCAUGAGAGCAACGGUGCCGGACACGUAUACCCUGAGCGCAACGCUGACUGCCGCGAGUGACGGCAGUACUGUCUCCAACACCCGCCAGGUUGUCUUCACCGUUGGCCAGCCAGUUGCCCUCGACUUUGGCCAGGAGGCCUACAGCACCGAGGUCGGUACGCCAGCCACCGUGGUGGUGGAGGCUGUGGACCAGUUUGGCAACGUCGUCAACUCCGUCACGGGUUCUGCGAGCCUGACGACCAACGGCACCAACGUGCUUGGGCUCAGCACCAUCACACUGUCCAGUGGGCGCGCCUCGCUGUCGCUGGGGUCAACAGUUGCGCAGACGGCGGUGCUGGCAUUUCAAAACGCCAACCUCAACAAUGGCCUUCAGCUUGCACUCAACAGAACCGGCGCCGUCAUCUUCCAACCAGGAUCUGGAGAGAGCAUGACACUUGAGGUGCAGGAGACAAUUCUGGCUGCGGAGACGCUGCGUAUUGCAGUCACCGCGCGUGAUCGCUUCAACAACAUUGCCACAGGCGCUUCCUUCCAGGCCACAGUCUCGUUUGCGGGUGAAGCCCUCCCAUGCCAGUCAGUUGCUGGCGUGUGCCGCGUAUCCCUUGUGCCGCUCAUUGCAGGUCCCGUGACCAUUGCUGCAUCUUCGUCAAGCUUUGCCUCCGUGACAGUCCAGCGUGUGGUGCAGCCGAACGUCGCCGCUCGCCUGCGGUUUGCAGUGGAGGCGCUACCUGCCCGUACCAGCGUGGACGACCAGGUGGAGCUCCCUGUCUACGCGGAGGAUGUCGCAGGCAACCUGCAGCCAAAGUUCAACGGCACUACAGCCAUUGCAGCAUCAGCCAGCGACAUGGGUGUGGUGAACUUCUCCAGCCCCGUUACCGUCACGCGUGGUGUUGGCACAGUCAUGGUGACGAGCACGGCAGUGCAAGCAGUGCACCUGAGCUUCCAGUCGGCCUCGAACGCUGCGCUCGACAUCAGCAACACCACCGUACUCGACUUUCAGCCCGGCUAUCCCGUCCUUGCGCAGUUCUCGCUCAUGAGCAGCGGUGGCUCUGUACUCACGGUGGACGAAGCGCACACCCUGACCGUGACGCUCGUGGAUCAGUAUGGCCACGUGGCAAGCGGGUUCAAUGGCCCCUUGCCUUUGCAGAGCUCCCCACCCGUGCUUAACGUCAGCGAGGCGCUGAUUCACGAGGGCCAGGCUAUUCUGGCUGUGGGGUCAGAGGUGCCUGCUGCUGUGAGUGUGGUCCUCAACACGUCCUCUGCAGGAAUUACCGUGCCGCCGCCUGUGUCAUUCACCUUCCUGUCCGGCGCCACAGUAUCGAUUGCGCUGCGUCUUCCCAGCAACGCCUCUGUUGAUGGCGAUCCACUGCAAAUGCGCGUGCUUGCGCUGGACCAGUUCUCCAACGUGGCGACAGCAGAGCAAGGCUCAGUCCAAGUGGAUCUCACUGGAACUGGGUUGACCCCCUCAUCUGGCAGCUCGCAGUUCCAAAACGGCGUCACCACGCUGCAGUUUAGGACACAGCUGCCGCAAACCAUCACUGGGACUGCCACGGCCGCCUUGAGCGCCAAUGCGCCGUCAUCCCCAUCCAGCGCCACAACCACCGUCCAAGCAACCAUCGCUGCAGGGUCGCUGGCAAAGUUCGUUUUGAACACGACAUCUUCGGCUAUUGUUGGUCAUCCUUGGACAGCACGUGUGGUUGCGUUGGACCAGUAUGGGAACUUUGCACCUAGCUUCACGGGUGUUGCUGUGCUUCGCGCCAAUACCACAACUUGGGACGUUUCCGUUAUUGCUGGGGUUGGCGAGUUUACGUACACGUCCAACACCACCGGGGAGGUUGUGUUUGAGGUGCUCUCCAGCACACAAACCGGCGACGUCGUCGACGAUUCCAUCACAGUCACCUUCAAUCCAAGACAAACACGGAGCUUCGUGCUGCGAGGCGACAGUGAAAGCAGCGUGGAUGAUGCGGCGAGCAUUGCCUUGCUUGCCCUCGACGAAUUUGGCAACGUCAACACCGCAGAGAAUACGCGGCUGGAGGUGCUCGGGAGCGGAUCUGCAACUGGGUAUGGCCAAGUCGACGUUGUUGAUGGCCGUGGUGACUUCAGCAUUCGCAACACGCUCCCGGAGACGAUUCAGCUGCGCAUCCGGCCCAACUUCAGCCGGCCCCUUGUCGACUUUACCUCCACGCAUGACAUCGAGUUCUACCCAGGUGCCGCGGUGCUGUUCGAGGUGACCGAGUUUGCCAACUCCAUUGCGGGCGAGUAUGUGAGGAUCGAAGUGCGUGCGAGGGACCAGUUCAACAACACGGCAAUUUACGAGCAGCGCGACGUCACAAUGCAAGCCCGUGGCGGCCGAACCGGAGACAGCGUCGUGCUUCGUGACGAAGCCACAACGUACUUUGGCGACGCGCCCGUUGCCAUCACCAACGGUGUCGGCUACAUCAACGUGACGAGCUUCUCCUCCGAAAGUGUGACGCUCGAGCUCACUGCACUCCCGGGGGCAGGCAGCAUUCGCGCUGGUCCUGUGGUGACAGUGACGUUCCAGCCCGGCGCGUUGCUGCAGUGUAAUCUGCGUGCCCGCAACUACACUGCCGACACCACGCGCCCAGCCCUUCUGCACUACACCUUCAACAUGAACACGAGCGUGAUCUCGCUCACUUUUGACGAGACAAUGAAGCGGUCGAGCCUGAACCUUUCACAGCUUGUGCUGCAGAGCAUCGACGACCCAACGGAUUCUGCGCUCGAGCAACACGUGUUCCAGUCCCCGGGUACCAUCCUCAACAACAAGGAUGACCUGGAGCUGAACAUCCGCCUCAACGACUCGGAUGUCUUCCUGAUUAAACUGAAUGACCGCCUCGGUGUGUCGCGUGCAACAUCCUACAUCAGCUUUCCUCCGACAUUUGUCACGGACAUGGCUGGCAACGAGGUCGUGGAGGCUCCUCCGGCCGGAGCCAGGCGCACGGACGUGUAUGUUGCGGACACCACGCCCCCGCGCGUUGUCGACGUGGCCGUGAACAUGAGCAGUGGCGUGCUUCGCUUCGAGGUUUCCGAGCCCAUCGAUGCCAACAGCAUUGACAUUGCACAGCUCGUCAUCACAAAUGACGCCAACACGCAGGCACUGUCCGUGCAGGGCCAAGCCACGGUUGUCCCUGACAGCCUCAGCUUGGUGUUCGAGGUUGUGCUCUCGUCCGAAACAUAUGACAAUCUGCUCAGCAGCCCUCUGCUUGGAUUCAAUGCCACCACGACGCAAUUAAGCCUUGCUGCCGGGUUUGUUUCCGACAUUGCCCGGCCGACGCCCGUUGCGUCGCUGGAGGACCUCAACAUCACGCCAGGUGCCUUUGUUGGCGAUGCGGUGCUGCCGGCUCUUGCACAGGCGCAGCUCGACCUUGGCCUUGCCCGCCUGCACCUCGAGUUUUCAGAGCCCCUUGAGCUGGAUAGCAUCGACCCGACGGCGCUGCAGCUCCAGGCCAACGCCGACGGCAGCGGCAUGUCCAACUCGGACACCUCAGACCCGAUGCUCGUGUCGCGCUUCUUCCUGUCCAACGACACAGGCGUCAUUUACAUAGAUCAGCUUGGUGUGGGCACGGGCUCUGCCCACAGGAAGCGUUACGUCUCGCUGCUGCUGACGCGUGCCGAUAUGCGUGUGUUGAAGCUCAGCCAGCCCUUCUCUGCCUCUGGCCCAUAUGUUUCCUGCGCAUCAACCCUGGCCGCCGACCGUUCUGGAAACGGCGUGCAGGUCAUUCCGGCAGCACAGGGCAGCGCAGUUGCGUCCGUCCUGCCCGACGCAGUGUCGCCCCUGCUUGAGUUUGCCGUGCUGGACAUGAACGCUGGCACGCUCUUGCUUGGGUUUGAUGAUGUGAUGGAUGUGGCUGCCGUGGACGCGACCGCCAUGCGUCUGCAGAACGCGCAGUCCUCACCAACCCAGAGCUUGCAGCUGUCAGCAGCCACCACAGUGCAGGCCAACACAACGUCCGACUAUGAGCUGGUGAUUGCCCUUUCCGACAGCGACCUGAAUUUGCUCAAGGCGGAGCUGGACGGCCUCGCACUCUCCCCAGCCAACACAUUUGUGAGCCUCGGCGUUGCUGCUGCGCUAGAUGUUGCCGGCAACACCCUGGUGGCGGUUCCGGCGACCAACGCAGCCCAGGUACGCGCCGUGCUGCCAGACACAACUGCCGGACAGCUCUCUUCAUGGGCACUGAGCCUCGAGAGCGGCAAUAUUGCGUUGACCUUCUCCGAGACGGUGAACAUGAGCACGUUCGACCUCAAUGAUUUUACGCUUGUUGCAGGGGCAAGCCCCAUGCAACCGUCUGCUUCGUUGGCUUUGAACCUCGGAUCAGCGGCACAGGCCACCCAACAGACUGCAGCUCCAAAUGUGGUGCUGGUGUCCAUGGGCACGCCCCUGCUGAAUGCUCUGAAGAGCAAGACUGCCCUGUGCACCUCCGCGGGCAACUGUCGCAUCGCCUGGCCAGCGCCGUCCCUUCAGGACACCUCGCACGUUGUCUUUCAAGGCAUCGGGUGGGCACAGGCACAGGCGGCAGCCACCGUGGACGCCGAUACAACGGCACCCGCCCUGCUUGGGUUCUCGUUCUCGGUCUCCUCCGGCAUCCUGGUGCUGUCCUUCUCUGAGCCCGUCGAUGCCAGCACGCUACAGCCCACAGACAUUAUCCUGCAGGACCACGACCCCAGAGACGUGGGCACACCGCUUGAGGUGCUGGCCCUCAGCGGCGCCAGCAACAUCACAUCUCUGUUCGAGCAGCAAGCCGUGCCCACGAUCAACUAUGACGUGGAGGUGGUGAUGCUCAAGGCGGACGUCGAUGCGCUGAAGCUCAACACCCUGCUUGCCGUGAGUGCACAGACAACAUUCCUGACGCUGCGCGCAAGCGCAGUGCGCGACGUGUCGAGUAACGCCAUUGCACAGGCGCUUGGCCUGUCUGUGAGCCAAUUUGAAGCCGAUCUGGUCUCGCCCGAGCUGGUGGACGCAAAGCUGGACCUGACUUCCCGCACACUCCUGCUCUCGUUUACCGAGCCCGUGCUGGCAAGCUCCGCGGACGCCACCGCAAUCACCCUCCAGGAUGCACAGAGCAGCAGCUCCGUCUCCCACCGCCUGUCUGCGCUGACAACAACAAACACGGCCAACGGCAACCAACUGGUGUUUCAGAUUGCAGCGGACGACUUUGACACCGUCGCCCGCCUGGAAGGGCUUGCGGAGAGCAGCAGCAACGCCUUUGUCGUGGUGGAGUCAACGCUGGUGGUGGACAUGAACAGCAACUCGCUCGUGCCUGUCCCCGCUUCCUCUGCUCUCGGCGUUUCCGAGUUCACGCCCGAUUCCCAGGCGCCCGGAGCUGUGCUUGCGCGCCUCGACAUGGACGCUUUCUUGCUCACGCUGGAGUUCAACGAGACGGUCCGCACGUCCUCGCUUCGGGUGACGCACCUGACAGUGCAGUCGAGCGCAGACUCGGCUGCUGGCGCCGCCUCCAUCCCCACUUCAAGCGUGCCGCUGACAUCCGAAUGCACGGUUGUUCAGCCGCAGCGCAACAACGUGUCUGUGCAGGUUUCCUUGUCCCGUGCCGUCGUCGACGCGAUCAAGGCGCGGCCCGCUCUCGCCACGAACGCAGCUUCCGCUUGGGUCUCGCUGGCAAGCGGCGCUAUUGAGGACAUGCACGGCAACGCACUGGCGGCCGGUGCUGUUGUGGCGACUGUGGCGUAUGUUGCGGAUGCAACACAGCCUACCCUGGACGCGUUUGACUUGGACAUGGACGCCGGUCUCCUGACGCUGUCCUUUUCCGAGACGGUGAAUGGCAGCAGUGUUGUGCCGGCACGCCUGGUUGUGUACAACGGAGGUCUCUCUACCGAGCAAGCACUUGUCCAGCAGUGGCUUGCGGGCAAUGGUAGCGACAGCACCCUCGACUCUGCCCAGGUGAACCCCAGCCUGGGGCUUGUGCAGCUGAGUGGCGUGCAGACCCAGCCCAGCGUCUUCGCCGCGGUCGUGUCCCUUCCGUUGACGACAGCAGACCUGAACAACCUCAAGCAGCGCCCGUCUGUGGCCACCAAUGUCAACAACACAUUUGUGGCACUGAGCAGCGGCUUUAUUCGGGACAUGGUGCACUUGCCCGUGCUUGAAGUUGGGAGCACGCCCGCGCAGCACCUCUCUGCCUCCAGCGUCACGGCGGACGCUACCAGGCCUACCCUCUUUGCUGCCAGCCUAUCGCUGGCAAACAACAUGGGCGCGCUCUCCUUGACCUUUGAUGAGCCCGUGCAAGCGUUUGAGCUUGAUGUGACGGCAAUUGUGUUGCAGAACAGCGCCAAUGCAUCCAGCCCGUCUCCGUUGAACCCACCAGCGACCUCAUUCCAGGCGCACCGCCUCUCGGCAGGCAGCCGCGUUUCGGCCACCAACGCCAACUAUACACGCGUCGUGGACGUGGUUAUUGCAACCACUGACUUGCACGACGUGAAGCUGCUGACGGGACUUGCUGUCAACCAGGGCACAACGUACGUGCAGCUGGAUGCGGGCACCGUUGCAGACAUGUCUGAGCCGCUCCCCAACGACCUCGCACCCAUGGCAGCGGCACUGCAGGUUGCCUCGUUUGCGCAAGACAGCGCAGCGCCGUCCCUGACGUCCUUCUCCCUGGAUCUUGACUUGGAGCAGCUCACGCUCAACUUUGAUGAGCCCGUCAACGCGUCCACGUUCAAAGCCCAGGCAAUUACGCUUCAAGCAGCAGCAGGCAUCACCAGUCAGCAGCAGCACACGCUCACUGGCGGUGUUUCCAUGAGCACUAGUGGCCUGCAGCUGCUCGUCAACAUGACCAAGGAGGAUGUGGAUCAAAUCAAGCUCUAUGAGGGCUUGUGUCUUGAUAACACCACGACGUUCAUCAGCGCAUCUGCAGACCUGGUCAGGGACAUGGCAGGAAAUGCGCUCUCACCAGUGAGCAGCACUUCGGCGCUGGCUGUCGCUGGCUUUCAGCGCGACACGCGCGCGCCACGGCUCGUGUCGUUUGACCUGGAUAUGAGGCUCAACACCCUCACGCUGAGCUUCAGCGAGCCCGUGGAUGCCACGUCGCUGGUCAUCGGCGGGCUGCGGCUCAUGGCAGACUCUUCUGGCAUUGUGGCGCCAGUGUACGCCCUCUCCAGUGGUAGCAGUGCGUUGGCUGCCUCGUCCCUGGUCGAUGCGUCUUCCCUCACCGUCAACAUUGGGGCCAAUGACGCAAACACCUUGCGCGUGCGCGAGAUCGGCAACACACAGGCACGCGCUUGGCUGGCCUUGGAUGCCGGUGCCGUGCAGGACCAAGCCGGUCUGCCAGUUGUGGCUCGCCUGGCUGGCCAGACGGCCCUUCAAGCUGCCAGCUAUGUCGCAGACAAUGUCGCACCCACCAUUGUUCAAGCCAGCAUCUCCAUGCACGACGGCACCCUGACGUUGAGCUUCUCGGAGCCCAUUCGAACCACCACGCUUGAUGCCACUGCCAUUGAGCUGCAAGCGACAGGAACCGGUGGCGAAACCGUUGCACUCACGUCUGGCACGACCCUCGUGUCCGGACCUCAUGCACUGGGCCUGCUGCAGGCGACAUUCCAGAUGAGCACAGCUGAUAUCACUGCAGUUAAGGUUCGCCCAGGCCUGUGCACUUCAGCCAGCAACUGCCAUGUCAGCGUUGGUACACGCGCGCUUGGCGGGGAUAUGGUGGGCAACGCCCUGAUCAGCCAAACCGGCAUUGGCAUGAGCACUUUUACACCAGACCUCGGCCGCCCCUCUCUGCAGGGCUUCUGCCUCAACAUGGACGCGGGGGUUCUCACCCUGAGCUUUUCCGAGGUGGUCAACGUGUCCUCUGUUCUGGUUUCUUCGCUGACACUGCAGUCGGCCGCAAACGCGUCGUCGGUGACGGGGGGAGGAGACGCGCUGUCCGCCUAUCCCUUGGCGUUGUCGCUCGUGGGCAGCGUGGCUGCCAACACAUCAUCAGCUGGUGCCGGCACCGCUGAGUAUAACACGGUUCUUGAGGUGUCACUCACACACGCCGCACUCAAUGACAUGAAGGCGAUGCCUACCCUGGCUACCUCUCGCGACUCUACGUUCCUCAAGGCCACUGCCUUUACCGUUCAAGACACAAACGGCAACUGGCUGACAAGCGAGUAUGAGCAGACGGCGCUGCGCGAGGGCGACUGCCACGUGGCAGACACAACCGCCCCGCAGCUUCGCUCGUUCAACCUGGACAUGAACAACCUUGAGCUGACGCUCUCCUUCUCCGAGACUGUCAACGCCAGCAGCCUCACCAGCCGCUCUUUGAGCCUGGUCAGUUCACAGGCUGCGACACCUUCCGCCACUGUCACCCUGUUUGGUCUGGACCUGACGUAUUGGGACCAGGACCUUGUUGUCAUGGCGCUGAAUGAGACGGUGGCCAACCGGCUCAAGGCCCUACCGGCCGUCGCCUCUCAAUCCAGCAACACGUUUCUCACGGUGGACAACAGCAACGGCGUUGCUGUCAGAGAUAUGGCUGGCAACGCCAUUGUCACCAUUCCACCAGAGGCGGCCGUGCAGGUGACAAACUUCACCGCGGAUCAGAUCAAGCCCAGCGCAACGCAAUUCGUGUUCAACUUAACCAGCGGGGUGCUGGAUCUUGCUUUCGAUGAGCCCUUGAACCUGUCCACCUUCGAUCCGUCUGCGCUUGCGUUGGUGCCAGACAGCGAUGGCGGUGGCAGUGGCGUUGUUGUCUCUGUCGGUGUUGACGGCACGCCCAUCCCUGGACAGGAUGCCUAUCCAAUGGGUGUUCGGUUUGUGCUUCAGGAGCAUGUGUUGAACGAAAUCAAGCGUCGCGCUGACCUGUGUUCGCGCGAAGACAACUGCUUCUUGGUGUUUGUGUCGCCCGUCGUCAAAGACACCUCCGGGAACCCGGCACAGGACAGCUUCAACCUUACAUGUCUUCAGCUCUCGCAAGAUAUCGUAUCACCGAAUCUGGUGGCGGGGAGCCUGAACAUGACAACUGAGGUCCUUACCCUCACCUUUGACGAGACGGUCAACGCAUCCUCCUUCGAUCUCACCAGCUUGCGCCUCAGCAGCAACAGCAGCAUGGCCAGUACAAUGCAGACAAACGCCAGCAUGUACUGGUUUGCGGAGCAAGGGACGGUGCUGAGCGGAGACGGGCUUGUGAUUGAGGUGUCGCUGUCUGCGUUUGAUGUGUUUGAGAUCAAGCGGCGGACGCUGCUGUGCGUUGACGCGGCGACGUGCGACGUGUCUGUUGACAGCGGGCUGGUGCGAGACAUGAGCGGGAACGAGGUCGUGUCGACGGUUGUGAGCGGGGACGCCAUUGGGGUGACGUCGUUUGGGGCGGAUGUUGUUUCGCCCGCACUGACGGCGUUUUCGCUGGACAUGGACGCUGCCCUCCUCACCCUCACCUUCGACGAGCCCAUCAAUGCCACGAGCCUCCGUCUUGCGGAUGUGAUCCUGCAGAACAGCAACAACAGCAACACUGGCUCCGUUGUUGAACAGGUGCGCGUCGCGACCAGCGUGGCCCGGCAGGGCUCACUGAUUUCAAAGCGGGAUCCGCUCAUGCUGUCAGAUUUGAUUGAAGUGCAGCUGUCAGAGACGGAUAUGGAAGCGAUCAAGCUUGCCCGACACACUGCCGUGUCAACAGCUUUCAUAGCGCUGGGCGAGGGUGCUGUUGUCGACGCGGUCGGCAACCCUUGCGUGGAAGUUGCCACUACUGAUGCCAUGCAAGCGGACGCAUUCCAAGCAGACUCUGUGCCACCCACCUUGGAGGCCGCUGAGUUGGAUCUUGUUUCCGCCACCCUCACUCUGUCGUUCUCGGAGCCGACGGACAUUGCCACCAUUGCGCCCUCGGACAUCGUCCUCCAACAGAACAACGAGAAACAUGCGCCAGGGGAGAGUGUGAGGUUGCAAGGCGCCUCCAACGUGACGGGCGGGCCGUACGAAUUGGUGGUGUCCCUGCUCACGGAAGAUCUCCAUCGUGUGUUUGUUGAGCGGAGCCUAGCUGUGAACGCAGCCAACGUCUCUGUGGCGUUCUCGGGCGCCCUCGUCUCUGACAUGCAGGGCAUUGCUGUGGCAACGAACAACACGCCUCUGGCCGUCGCGGCAUUUACGCCGGAUACCACACGACCCGCGCUGGAGAGCUUCGCCUGGAGUGUGGACGCGGGUGUGCUGACGCUGACCUUCAGUGAGCCCAUGGACGCCAACACAACGUUCAACGCAAGCGCCAUCACACUGCAAUCGUCGGACGCUGCGCCGGUCUCUUCCUUGAGACUGGCUGGUGUGCGCGGUGUUGCUGCGCUUCCACCGCUGUUCAAGGUGGUGACAAUCACAGUGCUGGAGGACGAUCUCAAUACCGUCAAGCGCUUUACCGGCCUUGGCACCACCGUGCAGGACACGUUCCUCGCCAUGGACGAGACCGCAUGCGCGGACAUGCAUGGCAAUGCGGUGGUCACCAUCGCAAGCGACAGUGGUCUGCAAGCCGCCGCAGUCUCUGCUGAUGUGACUGCACCACAGCUGGUGGCGGCGAGCCUGAACAUGACGACUGAGGUCCUCACCCUCACCUUUGACGAGACGGUCAACGCAUCCUCCUUCGAUCUCACCAGCUUGCGCCUCAGCAGCAACAGCAGCAUGGCCAGUACAAUGCAGACAAACGCCAGCAUGUACUGGUUUGCGGAGCAAGGGACGGUGCUGAGCGGAGACGGGCUUGUGAUUGAGGUGUCGCUGUCUGCGUUUGAUGUGUUUGAGAUCAAGCGGCGGACGCUGCUGUGCGUUGACGCGGCGACGUGCGACGUGUCUGUUGACAGCGGGCUGGUGCGAGACAUGAGCGGGAACGAGGUCGUGUCGACGGUUGUGAGCGGGGACGCCAUUGGGGUGACGUCGUUUGGGGCGGAUGUUGUUUCGCCCGCACUGACGGCGUUUUCGCUGGACAUGAAUGCUGCCCUCCUCACCCUCACCUUCGACGAACCCGUGCUGCCAGCUUCCAUCAACAUCCAGAACGUGUCGCUAGCCGCCGAGGGAGCUGCUGGUUCAGUGUUGCUCGUGACCGUGGAUGGGCAAGUGAGCCUUGAUGUACAGGAUACGGAGCUCGCCGUGUUGCUGACGCGCGCUUGUGCUAAUGGCGUGAAGAGGCUGCGUCAUCUCGCCGUGAAUGCAAGCACGGCCUCCCUUGUGUAUGGGGCUUUUGUGACCGAUACAAACAACAACGCCCUGCCCACCUCCCAAGCAGCACUGGUGCGCGCAGACACCUUCGUUGCGGACGCAACGGCUCCCACAGCCAUCAACGCCAGCGUGGAUUUGGACCAGCUGCGCCUCACCAUCCUGUUUGACGAGCCUGUGGAGCCGAGCUCGCUGCGCUUGGCGAGCUUGCGCGUGCAAAACCUGGCUGCCGGCGCGAGCGUUGCUCUUCCGCAUUCGCGCGCGACAUCUGGCGUUGGGCGUCUGCUGACGGUCGCCAUUCACCAGCGCGACGCCGACGCAAUUCAGCUUGACCUUGCGCUGUGCUACAGCAGCGAUUCAUGCAGGGUGAACAUGGACCCAGCGGCCAUUACCGAUAUGCAGGGCAAUGGGAUUGCCGGUUUCUCUGCGCUGGAGCCCGCCGUCUUCGUUGAGGACCGUGUGCAGCCUGCGCUGGAAGCCGCAGCCCUGGACAUGCAGCGCGGCCUCCUACACCUCAACUUCUCGGAGGCCAUGCACUUGGGGUCGCUGGUGAGCACCGCCGUGCGUAUUGCAGAUCCGCAGUUUGCCGGCAGCAACCGCACAGACCCUGUUGUGCAGGGCAGUGUUGUGCUUUCUGCGGAUAGCGCAGUAACCAGUGAGUUUCAGGGUGUAAACGGAACGCGGGUGACCCUCGCGCUGAGUGACGGUGACAUGCACCGGCUGAAGGCGCCGCCUGCCUCGUGUAUUGUGGUUGUUGCUGAGGGAGGCAUCACAGACAUGUCGGCGAAUCCGCUGCCGGUUACCAACCUGACCAUUGGUGUGUUUACUCCUGACACCACAAGCCCAGAGAUGCUGUCAUACACCAUCAACAUGAACAACGAGACCUUGCUUCUGACAUUCAACGAGCCCGUGGAUGUGGACACGGCAGCGUGCAGUGGGGGCACAUUGCGCGCACAGGUAUCCACGAGCCUGGCUGCGGGGUCCGCAACCUACGACCUCACGGGAUGCCGGUCUGUUGUUGUGCACGAUGAUGUGCGGCUGCAGCUUGCAGUUCAGCUGACGUACGACGAUCUGCAAGCAAUUCGCCUCUUCGCCAGCCAGACGCUGUGGAAGACGGCGACCAACGCCUGGUUGAGGGUGUUUCCAUCCUUUGUGGCGGAUAUGAGCGGGAACGCGAUGGCGGAGUUUGAUCCUCUCAUCCCCGCCACGCCGUUUGUCCCGGACACAACGGGGCCGCGGCUUGUGUCAGCAGCCCUCAACCUGACGGCCGAAACUCUCCAGCUCUCCUUCUCCGAGGCCGUCACGGUGGGUACGCUUGAUGCUUCCCAGCUUCGCUUUGGCAACAGGACGGCUGCUGUGGUUGCAGCUGGGUCUGUGCUCUACCCGGCAGGGCAGCUGGACGGCGAUCAGCUGCAGCUGCAGCUUGCCGAAGCGGACCUGGACUUCCUCCUCGGGUACGGGCCGCUACUGAACACAUCCGCCCUCACGCUUUCUGUUGCUGCGCAGCUGGUUCAGGACACCUUUGGGAACCAGGCACAGCCCAGCGCCUUGCAGCUGUUUGAUGUUGUGGUGCCAGACCUGAAUCGUCCCAGCCUGGCCGCUGUCAAUGAGGUCAACCUGCACGUGGGCACGGUCACAGUCACGUUUGAUGAGCCCGUACCGCUGGAGAGCAUCAGGAGCGAGGCACUGGUGUUUGUGUUUCCAACCACAGGCAACACGGUUCAGCUGACCAGCGGAAAUGACGUGGAGUAUGUGCGCGUGUUUGGUUCCGCCGGCUGGCGCCGACACGUGCGCAUUUCACUGACGGAGGAGGAUCGCCUGGCCUUUGCCGUCCAGCUGUCCACAAACUUCACUGUGCAGGCGUCCAGCCCCUUUGCCUCCGACGUGGUUGGAAAUGCGCUGCUGUCCGUUGCGGGACUCGUGCCUGCGCUAGUAGUCGAGGAUACGCGCAACCCGCGCCUGCUUCACUUCACUGCCAACCUGGAUGCGGGGUCGUUCUCCUUCCGCUUCGACACGCCUGUCAACACAAGCACCCCGCGUGGGCCGGCAACCCUCACGGUGCAAGCGGGUGCGGACAUGAGCGCCAUUGCAUCGGACGUUGCUUCAUGGUACACCCUCGUUCAGCCCCUCGACGUGCCCCUGGGCCACCCCGCUGCUUCUUACACCGUCAAUGUCACGCUUCGGGCAGGUGAUUUGAAUGCCAUCAAGGCGCGAGACGCGCUCAUGGUGUCCCAGGCCACCACUUGGGUGUCCCUCGCAGCUGGCUUUGUGCAUGGCAUGAACCAGCAGCCGUCACAAGGCGUGCCUGCGUCCAAUGCCAUGGCUGCGUCCGCAUUCACGCAAGACACAACACCGCCAGAGUUGGUGUCGUUUGAGCUUGACCUUCACAACGGCACCGUGACGCUGGAGUUUAGUGAAACUGUGGAUGCAGCCACGCUCAACGUGAGCGCCUUGUCAAUCGCAGGUGCUCAGAGCAGCGUGGCUUCCGCCGCCCUCGCUGGCCAGGCGCCCCCGUACUUCUUUGUGCCGCUAACAACGGCAAUGAUGUCUGGAUUGGGAGCAGGCGAUGCGGAUGUUGCUGGGGGUUUGCUCAGCAGCAGCCUUGUGCCUGCGGCCAGGCUUCCAACCACGCGCGUGCAUGUGUCCCUCGGAUCCAUUGACCUCACCGCCAUCAAAACGGGCUUGUACGGAUCACCCACAGCUUCGCUCUCGUCAACGGAGCCCGCGGGCUUGCUGCGCGAGUCGGACACAGAACCCGUGGUGCUGGCUGCACUGCUGCUUGACAAUGCAAUCUUGGAUAUGGCUGCCGUUGCCAAUGCCAUGGCCGGCGCUGCAAAUGGCAACGUGGCCACGCGACAGCUGGGCAGUGACGGUGAUGGGGUUGGUUUUGUCGCGGACGCGCGCACGCCGCAGCUGGACACGCUUGCACUGGACAUGAGCGCAACUCGGGCAGAGCUGAGCCUGACCUUCUCCGAGAUUAUUGACCUCGGGUCCGUGAAUGCCACACUCAUCAGCAUGCACACAGCAAACAACAGCGUGACUGGCGCUCCGGCAUCACACGAGCUACGCCCUGGCAGUAGCGUGAUGAUACCAUCGACGGUGGAAGCCCCAUGUUGCGUUGGGCAGACGAUGGUUGUGCAGCUGUCGCUGCAGGACACGCUUGCGCUGAAAGCAAAGGGCAUAGGCGCCGAUGUCGCCGCCAGUGUCAGCUUCGGCAGCGGUAUGGUCAGAGAUGUGGCAGGCAAUGACGUGGCAGAGCGUGCCGAUGUUCCAUUGCGUGAGCUUGCCCGCGACACGACUUCGCCGCUGCUUGUGUCUGGGGCCUUCAACCUGUCGUCGGCGGUGCUGUUCUUGAGCUUCGAUGAGCCCGUGCGCUUCGAGCGCUCGCGCAUUGCCCUCGACGGCAUCACAUUGCGCGCGAGGGGUCAGUCCGUGCAACUCAACAAUGCGAGCGUCGUGGACGUGGUUGCGUCCAACCCGAGCGCUCCCCAACAGGCAUCCAUGGCAGGGUCAAUCACCCUCACGCAAGCCCGCAUGAACGAGCUCAAGCUCAAGCUUGGGCCAGACCUCGCCAGCGUCGUGGUUGACCUGCGUGCUGGCACGUUUCUGGACACGGCGCUCUUGCCCGACAACGGAAACGACGCGCAGCAGGUGAACGCGAGCGUCACCUUGGACCACGUCGCACCGCGGCUGCUCUGGUUCAACUUCAACAUGAACACUCGCCAACUGCAGCUGGUGUUUGACGAGCCAAUGCAGGCCUCCCUCGACCCGAGCCAGGGCUUUGUGGCUGGCAGUGCUGCCAUCACGGCAGGUGGUAGCGUCCCUUUGACCAACACGUCCGUUGAUCCCGCUGCCGUCGACAGCACCGUGGUGAUGCUGAAUGUUGGCGCCGCGGACCUGGAUGCCAUCAAGCUUGCAGAGGCAGUGUUCCGGAACCAGAGCACCGCGUACAUUGGCUUUUCCAGCGGCUUUGCGCAGGACCUUCAGGGCAACGCCAUCCUUGCUGCCGGCAGCGACGUUCCGCGCGUGCAGGCCAACGCAUUUGUCUCGGAUAGCGUGGAGCCGCAGCUGGUGAGGUAUGCGCUGAACAUGACGAGCGGCGCGCUGUCUCUGACCUUCAACGAGCCCGUGGACUACACCGCAUUUGACGCCGCGGCGCUUCGCUUCCACGACUCGCCCAGUUCGCCGAGCGCCAUAGUCACGCUUGGCCAGAGCAACGCUGUCGUAGUGACCAGCUCUGCCGACGCACGUGUCGUUGACACUGUCUUGGGUCUGCGCGACCUGAACCUGCUGCGCGUGAAUGACGUUGCGCUGGUGCAGAGCACCGCCUUCCUUGCCCCGCUCGCAGGGCUGGUUACUGACCAAGAGGGCUUGCCGACGCCGGCCGUUGCACCGGCCGCUGGGCUUGUGCCGUCCACGUACGCGCCAGAUGUGAGCGGCCCUGUCCUGCAGGCGUUUGCGCUGAACUUGACCAGCGCUGCGCUCCAGCUCACCUUCGACGAGCCUGUGAGGGCUGCGUGGACCAACGUGUCACAGAUCACCUUGCACAACGGGCGUGGACAGCGACAUACGCUUGGCGCACAGAGCUUUGCGUCGCAGGCAGCGGACGCCGACGCCGAGCUGCGAUCGCAGAUGGUGGUCGCGCUGUCACUGCAGGACUUGACGGCGCUCCAGCUCGACCUGAACCUGGCCGAAGACGCGGCGUCGGCCCGCAUCGAGCUGCUGGCGGGAACGCUGGUCGAUCACUCCGGUAACGGCAACGUCCCCAUCGCCAACCAGAGUGCAGCCACGUUUGUCCCAGACACGGUCCGCCCGCAGCUCGCCUCCUCCAUCCUGGACCUCUCGAACCACACGCUGGCGUUGACAUUUAACGAGCCUGUCCUUGCAGACGGUUUCAACGUCACCAGCGUGUCGUUUGUGCAGUUCAACACGAGUGGCGGGGAAGUGCGCGUGUUCCUCAGUGAGCUUAGCACCGUGAGCGUGCCUGCCUCGAUGAGCGGCCCCACCACCACGCUCAGUGUGGUUGUGGCACUGCACAUUGACGAUGUGAAUGCCAUCAAAGCCGUGUUCGACUUCUCGCCUUACAUUCUUGGAGAAGGCUCAAACGCAGUUGCGAACAUGACGUGGGUGUCGCUCGUCUCAAACACACUGGCGGACGCCGCGAACAACGUCCUGGUCCGCGUGGAGACGCCGCUCAGCGCCUACGUACCUGACGUGCGGCCGCCGCAGUUGCUGGAGGCCUGGCUAGACCUGAACAGCACAGGCUCCCUCACACUCGUCUACGAAGAGGUCGUCAUGCCAAAGCUGGUCCGCCUGCAAGACCUGUCACUUGUGGCACCGGCGGCCUUUGUGGCAGCUGCCAAUGCUUCGAGUAGCAACGAGCUUGCCGCCGUCCGCCUGAAUAGCCUGGUUCAGGUUGGCAGUGAGCGGCGAUCGCGAUACAUCCGGGCCGCGUUCGACACCGACACGCUCAAUGCGAUCAAGCUGCGCUCCUUCUGCAAGACCGGCGUGGACGACUGCGCGCUCGCGCUCUCCGCUGGCGCUGUCGUGGACGUGCAUCGCAACCCUUCCUCAGAGACAAACGAGUUUGCCGUCACAGACUUUGCCCCGGACGUGACCCGCCCGACCCUGGUGGCCUUUGACCUCGACCUUGCCAACGAUCAGAUCACAUUCACCUUUAGUGAAGCCGUUCGCGCAGGAUCGCUCGCGCCAGCCGCUGCGACCGUUCAGGCCGUCGACGACAUGUCGGAGCCGCUGGAGCUCACGUUUGCGGUCUCCCUUGGCGGCGGCGUGUUUUCUGACACGGUGUUGAAGUUUGAAGUGAUGGACGACACCGCAUUCCAGGUGCCUGUGAACCCCCGCAUUGUUCAGUGGCGCGGGGACGACACGGUGCACAUCUCGCUCACGGUCGUCGCUGGCGGCGCGUCUUUCAACGUGUCUCAGGGACACCUGUUCCAGAACGGCGCGCCAAGCUUCGGAAACGCGGCUGUGACGCAGUUGCGGAGCGGUACCGGGUUCCCCCGCUACGAUGUGCAGCUCGAGGGCAUCCAGCACGGCGUCGUUUCUGCCGACAACACGGGCCAAACCGCCUCGCAGCAGUCUGCCAGCGGCACGCGGUCCACUGACGCGUUCCUGACGGCGACUCAGUCGUCUGUCCCACACAACGGGCGCACGGGGCCAAACUCGCGCGAAAGCGUGACCUUUGCUUCGUUUUGGACCAGCGGCGAUGCGUACGGCCCGUACGCUGAGGAUGACGUGUGGGGCCUGGCACCCGAGCUCGUUGGCUCUGUUGUGUGGAGCUCCCGCGUUGCCUCCGGCAAUGGCGUUGUGCUCACGCUGAACCUGAGCCGGGCAGACAUGGACCACCUCAAGCGCAACGUCAACCUCGCAAUCGAUCCCGCAUCCACCUUUGUCUCACACACGUCAUCGCUGGUGUUGGACAUGUUUGGCAAUGCCGUGCUGCCCCUGGAAGCAGCUUCGGGGCUUCAGGCGCAGUCCUUUGCCGCAGACAGCACGCCACCGCAACUGGUUGGCUUUGCGCUGGACAUGGACGCCGAGCGCGUGUACUUGUACGUGGACGAGCUGGCGAAUGUGACGACGGUGGAUGCCAGUCAGGUUUCGUUUGUGCUGCCGGCACUGGCGGGCAGCAGCAACGCAACGACGAAGCGCGUUCAGCUUUCCGGGGCACGGUCCAUUCAGCACGACGCGCUUCGCGUUGCCGUGCACCUGCUCGAAGACGAUGUCAACCGCAUCAAGGCGGCCUUCCCGCUGGCCUCAUCCCUCAACCUCACCGCCAUGGCGCUCACCUCUGCACUGCUGGAUGACAUGGCUGGCAACGCCGUCGUUGGCGUUGGAGAGGCGGUGCCGAUCACCGCCUCCACGUACGUGCCAGACCAGACGCCACCGCGCGUGCUGUCAUUCCACGUGGACCUUGUGGCGCAAACGAUCACGCUCGAUUUCUCGGAGACGGUCGCAGCGCAGACGCUUGACCCGAGCCGCGUUGCCCUGCUUUCAGCCAACACGACGUCUGACGGCGGAGCCAUGGCACAGGUCGUUGCGUUGGGUUCGCCAAAUGUCACGUGGGACAGCGCGCUCCUCGCAACGUCGCUCACGCUGCAAUUCUCUGAGUCUGUGCUGAACGCGAUCCAGCUCAGCGAUGCCGUGGCACGUGACAGCGACAGCACCUGGUUGCGCAUCACGCCAGGGUUCAUUGCGGACACCGCGGGCAACGCGCUUGUGCAGGCCGGCACACUGCAGGUCUCCAACCUGACCGUGGACGCCGUGCCGCCCGCCCUCGUUGGCUUUAACCUCAACAUGACACAAACCAUGCUCACGCUCACGUUCUCCGAGCCGAUGCGAAGCACCUCCAUGAACCUGUCUCAGCUGGCCCUGGUCGGCAGCAGCGCUGCAGAGCGCGUGUUCACGUUGGACAGCACCGCAGCAGAUGCCACCGCCGCUACCGCCUUCUUCUUCCACGGCACACAGCAACGCAACGGGCACGUGGUGACGGUCCAACUCACCGUCGACGAUGCAAACGAGCUCAAGAACAUCACCAGCAUUGCCACGGCGCAAGGCACCAGUCUGAUUGUGGUGGCACCAGGGCUCCUCGAGGACAUGUUUGGUAACCAGGUGCAAGCGGUUUCUGCAAGCGACGCGUUUGCGGCAGACACGUUUGUGCCAGACGUGGUUGGCCCUGUCCUGGUCAGCUACAGCGUAGACAUGUCCACAACGACCGUGGCAUUCACAUUUGACGAGACGGUCAAUGCAUCCUCCCUGAUGUCCGUUGAGGCCGGCUUCGCCGCUCCCAUUGCCUGGGCCAUUACUCGCACAGCCUACAAGCUUGGCGUGAGCCCAUCUGAGCUGGCGCCGGUGCUGGAGGCCUGGGCCACGCGCAUGAUCUCCAGCCAGCCCGCGCAGGCGCCCGGUCGCGCGUCGUUUGCUGGACUGGUGGACUUUGGCGAGACGCUGGUCGUCCACCUUCACCCCGCUGUUCGACUCACGCCAAGCGGCACGCUGCAGGCGUUUGUCCUUUCCGAUGACGUGCGUGACGUUCUCGCCAUUCUUGGCGCCGCUGAUACGCAGACAAACACAACGCUCGCCAUCUCCAGCGCGUUCAUUGCCGACAUGAACCGUAAUGUGCUGCAGAACACUGCCGCCGGCACGGCGGCGUUUGGCCAACCAUCCGCUUUCACUGCAGACACCGUGUCGCCCACGGUCCUGUCCUUUGACCUCGACCUGUCCACGGGAACGCUGGAGGUGACAUUUGACGAGGCUGUCAAUAUUGCGUCGCUGCAACGCCAUGCAUUCACGCUGGUGGGCGCUGGCACUGGCGAGCAACUCCCCCUCUCGCCACUCUCUGCCACCGUGCUGCAGGCCGACACGCUCGCCCUGCUGGCAAGCAACACUACUGCGUGCACGGACACGAAUCUUGAGGACAGCGUGUUUGUGGUGAACGGCACAUUGGGGUUGAGCAGCCGGGCCGAUGCUGCCAUCAUUGCCUCGCUGCAGGACCCACAGCAUCUGCUGCAGUACAUGUAUGACCACGCAUCCUGCAACGUUGUUAUGCUGGACACGCUGUUCCGUCAGUUCCGCAUUGUCCUCGCCCGUGAUGAUAUGCUCCGCCUGAAGCACAACCAAGAGCUCCUGGAUGGCAUGUCCGCCUCCAAGCUCGUGCUGACCAAGGAAGCCAUCCAAGACUUUGCCGGAAAUGUGCUGGCCCUCAACGCGUCUGAUCCGGCAGCCACAACCGUCGCUGUGCCACUGCAGGGCUUCCGCGGGGACGCUGUUGCGCCACGGGUCCUGCUCGCGCACGUCAACUUGACCAGCAAUGUGCUGCAAGUGUGGUUUGAUGAGCCCAUGAAUGUCACCAGCCUGCGCUUGUCGCAUAUGGCAAUUGUGGACGCCACCAACGCCAGCCGCGUCGUGGAUGUGAUUGAGGCCGCGUCCCCAGCCACUGCCAGCUUCAUGGAUACGCUGGUUGAGGUAGCCGUGGACGCGGACACGGCCGCUCGCCUGAAAGCGCCGUGGUGUGUUGCCGCGCUGCGUGCGGGCCGCGCCCAGCUCGUGCUGGCAGAUGGCGCAGUCAUGGAUCGCAGCGGAAACGCCGUGCAGGCAUCGGGCAUUUACGCGCUCUUCUCCGAGGACGUUGUUGGGCCAUCCCUGGUCUCCUUUGACUUGAACAUGACCAGCGGCGAGCUGGAGCUGCAGUUUGACGAGCCCGUGCUUGCUGACACCUUGGACCUCAACGCUAUUGUCCUGCAAGGUUCGCAGAAUGAGGCACAAGCGGCCACACCGCAGCACGGCAGCGACAUUGCCUUCCGGCUCACCACCGCAGUGAGCGGGACGAACGCCGCCUCCGCUGCGGUGCUGACGGGUGACCUGCUUCGCCACGUCUCCGUGCAGCUCUCCACACCUGACAUGCACGCCAUCAAGCUUGCCCAGGACUUGGCAACGGCGACCAAUACGACAUUCCUCUCCCAUGCCGCACAGCUUGUCCGCGAUACGUCGGCCAACCCCGCACAGCCAGUCAGCAACGCGUUCGCCAUGCAGGUGACACGGUACGCGUUUGAUGUCGUUGCCCCGGCACCGCAGCCUGCAGCGCUCAACAUGAGCUUCACGGAAACAACGGCCUUGCUGACCCUUCGCUUCGACGAGCCCGUGCGCAUCUCCACGGCCAACACCACCCUGCUGUGGCUCGUGCGGCAGUCUGACCACCCCACAGACAUGGCGUCCCUGCAGCAGGCAGCGCUGUCUCCGUCUCCAGGGAACGCCACAGCCCACCAGCUCAAGGCCUCCGUCGUGCUUGUGCAGGACAACGGCUUGGAACUGCUUGUGGAGAUUGUCAAGGAGGACUUGGAUGCCAUCAAGCUGGCACAGACACUUGCCGUCGACGCUGCAACCGCGCAUCUGCUGCUGCUCUCUGGCGCAGUCCGCGACAUGGCCGGCAAUUCGGUGGCCACCGAGGUUGUGGCCGCUUCAGCCCCAUUUGUGCCCGACACCAUUGCACCAACGCUGCUGCGCUUUGACUUUGACUGGCAGAGCGCCGAGCUGGCGCUGUUCUUCAGCGAGCCCUGUGCAGCGCUGUCCCUCAACACGUCUGCGCUGCGUCUCACGGACGGCAGCAGCAACCUCACGCUGGUGCUGAGUGCCGCGCCGAGCGCCGCCGUCAACGUCACGACAGGAAACGGCAACACACAGCGCAUUGUGCUCAGUACGUCUGCCGUCAACGCGCUCAAGGCAUGGCACCCGCGCUUCGGAUCGCAGGCCGCAGACACGCAGCUGUUUGCCCCCUCCCUUUUGGCAGUGGACAUGGCCGGUAAUGCCGUGCGUGCUGUGGACUCUGCGGCAGCGCUGCAAGUGACAGACCUGAUCCUGGACACGAGCCCCCCAGAGUUGCUGAGCUUUGACAUUGUCGUGCGCACGUCUGCACUCGCGCUUCCCCCGCACGAGGGCCAGCGCGUGCCGCUGGGGCACCGUGUUGUGCGUCUGGGGUUUGACGAACCCGUCGACGCCACGACGCUCACCUUCACACAGCUGACCCUGAGCAGCCCUGGACCCUGCUCAGCGUCCUGCACGUACACGUUGACCGGCGGCCAGCUGCUAGAGACGAGCGAGCAAGAGUUGUGGGCAAGUGCGGCCCCCACGUCCCCGACCCAGCCCUGGUGGCCACGGGGUCGCGCGCAGCAGGUGGUGUCGUUUGCGCUCCUGGACCAGGACGCAGACGCCAUCGAGGAGGCCGGCCUGUUCGAGUUUGGUUUGGACCACGUCAACAUCACGCUUGGGUCGUCGCCAACAUCCUCCACGGGGGCGAUUCGCGAUGUGUUUGGUAACACCAACGGCGUGCAGACAGUCGCCGUGACUACGGCGCAAUCGGAAACGGCACCGCCCGUGCUUCGCGCGUUUAUGGUGGACAUGGACCAGUUGGCGCUCACCUUCAACUUUGAUGAGCCCGUGAACGCGACAACGGCCAACGUAACCUCACUUGUGCUUGUCAACGGCAACGGCACGUCAUCGCUGGCGCCGCACUCGCAGGUACAGUCUGUGCGCCUGACGACGACCUCCCGGAUCGAUCCCACCAUCGGCAAGCAGGUCGUCGUGCGCCUCUCCUUGUUUGAUGCCAACGCAAUCAAGGCACACACGGGCUUGUACACAUCACGAGCCACGUCGUACAUUCUCAUGGAGGCAGGCUUCAUCCUGGACCGCUCUGCAGCGCCCAACCCAAGCGCGGCGGUGGAGCCAGCAAUGCAGGCGGCAGUCUUCUUAGAAGACGCAACCUUGCCGCAGGUUCGGUUCUGGACAUUCCACAACGGCAACGGCACGCUGCAGGUGCAUUUCAAGGAGGUUGUGAAUGAGACAUCCUUCGACCCAACCCAGCUCACGCUGCAGCGCGUGGCUGACGCAAGUGUCACCGCCUCCAGCAACAACAACAGCAGCAGCAGCAGCAGCAUUGAGGCGUACACGCUCACUGCAGGGUCGAACGUGGUGGUGACAAGUGACGCGCUCGGCGCUGCAGUUCAAAACAUCACCAUUGUUCUCUCGGAGCAGGACCACGAGGCACUGCAAGUUCGCCGCAUCGUCACAGGCCGAGCCACAGCGUGGUUGGUGCACGGGGUUGCGCUUGUGCAAGACAUGAAUGGCAACUCGCCACAGCCCCGCGUCAACGGCCUGAACGCGCUGCAGGCGGCCCGCGUGGUCGCCGACCGCGUGCCGCCCUACCUCGAGCACUACACGCUCGACCUUGGCGCUGGCCGCUUGUACCUCAAGUUCUCCGAGGCCAUGUUGCUGCCUUCCCUUGACCCGUCGCUCAUCACGCUCUACGCCGGGCCUGUCCCUGAUGCGGUGGCGGCCUCCGAGGCGGCGUGGGCAGCGGCUGCGUGGCAGUGGAUCCACCCGUCCACGUACGCGCACCUGUACGGCGAAAACCCGGAGGUGCCGCUUGUUGAGGAUCUUCCCUUCCCGCCACACCUGUUUGAACUUGGGUUCCCUGCCGCUGGUUCCCUGAGCAACGCCACCAACGCCCUCUUCUCCGUCUGGGAUGACCUGUUCUACUUCGGCAGCACUGCCCAGCCGCAGCUCAACACAAACUGUACGCUCGCCUGCUCCCUCAGCGGAGGAGACAGCGCGGCGUGUAGGGAUGGCUGCACAAGCGUGGCAGAGCCCGUGCAGGUGUGCUGGGCAAACUGUGCUUCAGCAUAUCCUUCCCCACUGCUCGACGCCUGCGUGCGCGGCUGCACGCUGCGGGCCGUCAGUUUCCACAAGGGCGUUGCCGCCGUGUCUGGCCGCACGUGGCAGGAGUACACGCUGGGCCAAGCAGAUGCAGCCACGAGGGUCGAGACCACCACGGAUGGCUCGGAGAUGAGCAUCGCGCUUGGAACCGCAGACAUUCGGGCGGUGCAGCUGCGCGAAGCGCUGGCCCGCUCCACCAACUCCACCCUCAUGUUUUACGUCUCCCCAAGCAUGGUGCCGUUCUCCGCCGCCGGUCUGUCCAACGCCACCAGUCAGCCCAUCACCGACACGCAGAGCAACGAGCUGUUGCCCAUCUUUGGACACGUGGCAUCCAACAUCACCCUCGAUUCCACACCGCCUCGCCUCCUCUCCUUUGAUCUGGACCUUACGCAGCGAGUGCUGUACCUCACAUUUGACGAGGUGAUGGCCCGCGCAGCUAGCCCGCAGCACGUCGCACUCCUCAGCAGCGCCAACGCGUCUGCCUCUGCCUCUGCCUCCACGGGCACGACCACGGCAGUCCUGCAGCUGAGCUCGGACACGCUGGCCCAACGGUCAUCUGAUGGGCUUGUCUUUGUCUUGUACCUCACGCAGUCGGAUUUCAACGCCAUCGUGCAAGACCCGAGCUUCUGCGUUUCGCGCGAGACGACUUUCGUGUCGUUGUCCUCGAGUGCGUUCAGCGAUGUGACGGGCAACCCUGUGCAUGCGAUUGAAGCGCCUAUGCUCGCCUUGCAGGUGUCCCAGUUCACAGCGGACAUGCAUCGCCCCAUCUUGCUAGAGGCCGCAGCCAACAUGUCCAGCGGCGUGAUCACGGUUCGGUUUUAUGAGGUGGUUAACGCGUCCACGCUUGCCGGCAGCGCCCUUCGCUUGCACAACGACGGUAACAGCAGCAGCGCCGCUGGUGCGGUUGUCGAGCUUCCGUUGCUCACGAGCGAAUCGCUGCUCAGCUACGAAGACAGCGACACUCUGGAGAUUGCUCUGUCAUGGGACGACCUCAACACGAUCAAGGCCCAGCCGCUGCUCCUGACACAACAGGACAACAGCUUCUUGUCCUGGACCAGUGCGUUCGUCCAAGACAUGAACGGCAACGCCGUCGUGCCAAGCCAGGAUGCCGGUGGUCCGUUGAGGGUGGCGUCGUUUGUCCCAGACACAGUCAGCCCACAGCUGCUGCGGUUUGAGCUGGACAUGUCCGCGCUGCGUCUCACGCUGUGGUUUGACGAGACGGUGAACCUCACCUCUGUGCAACCCGGCGAGGCAUGCAUCCAACCCGUGCGCGUCAACUUUGGGCAGGCGCCCUGCGUCUCCCUGGGGCUGACUGGCCCCGCGAGCCUGAACGGAUCCGCUGCCGCCUUCACCCGCGUUCUCGACCUCAGCGCCACGGACCAGGCUGGCUUUGGCGUGUACCGGCCGGCCUUCACACUGGCGCUCGGGCGGGAGGUCGCCAACCAGCUCCGUGUUCUCGAGGGCACGGCCGUCUCCCUCAACACCACGCGCCUCGUGAUGAACGACGCCUUUGUCAGCGACACCGCCGCAAACCUGUGUGAGCCAAUCACCCGCUCUGCGGCGCGCCUUGCCGACAACUUCACCGAGGACACGGUGCUGCCCCAGCUCGAGUGGUUCGAUGUUGACAUGGACGCUGCGCGGGUGCGCCUCUACUUUGACGAGACGGUCCGCGCCAACACGCUCAACGUGUCCCGCGUGCAUCUGUUUGUACCGACACCGCCGGAGUCAAGCAACACGGCAGCUCCCGCGCUCACCACUCUGGCGGGCUCAACCUGGGACAAGGACACAAACUCGCCCAUGCUCACCCUCACCCUCCCCCACGAGGUGAUGAAUGAGCUGAAGCGGAAGCAGAUUUGCCGAGGCGCGUCGCGCUGCUUUGUCAGCCUUGACGCCGAGGCUGCGCGCGACAUGCGGGGCAACCCAUCCGUGGGCCUUGAUCGUCCGGCCGCAUUCCGUGCCUUGGACGUGCUCCCUGACGUCACGUCUCCAAAGAUGGAGCGCUUCGACCUGGACAUGAACGCGCUCACGCUCACCAUGUACUUCUCUGAGACGGUGGACGCCUCCAGCCUGCGUGCGGACCAGGUCCGCUUGCAAGACUUCUUCCGCGGCAGCAACUGGUACAACCUGACUCAGGGCAGCGCGCUGCUGGACAUUGCACCCCGGAACGACUCUGACGUCCUUGUGCUGCAUCUGUCUCGUGCAGACGCAAACGCCCUCAAGGAAAACGCGUGGGUUGCGACGUCACAGGCCGACACGUGGCUGGUGCACUCCGAGCUGGCCUUUGCCGACCUUGCCGCGGAACCAAACUCUGCCGUCCCCAUCCGUAACAACGUGGACAUCUUCUCCUCGCUCUCUGUGCACACGUACACGCCUGACACGACGCCAGCCCGCCUCCUGUCGUACGCGCUGGACAUGGACCAGCUGCUGCUGGCCUUGACGUUUGAUGAGGCUGUGCAGAUUGAGACGGUGAAGCCAGAGCUCGUGUCACUGGCUGGGCAGCACACAGGCAACAGCACAACUGCCAGCGUUGCGCUGAGCAGCAGCGAAACUCUGCUGCAAGGCAGGCCACUGCUCACGCCCGAGGUGAACAUCAGCAUCAGCUUUGCCGAUGCCGUGCAGCUGCAGGCGCUGGAUGACGUGGCAACCUCUGCUCUUACCACGACCAUCGCCAUGACCGCAGGCGUGGCGCGCGAUACGGGCAACCUCGGCAUUGUGCCCGUUGCCCACACGGACAACAUUCAGCCAGCCGCCUUUGUGGCCGACGCACAUGCACCAGUCCUGUUGCAGGCGGAGCUGGACGUGGACGGGGGCGUGCUGCUGCUCACCUUUGAUGAAGUCGUGCGCAAGCGCGACCUGGACAUGGUUCGUCUGGGCGUCGCCGGUAACAAUGGCGCCGCAGUCAAUCUGACGAGCAGCAGCGUCGCCGCAGCAGCAGCAGCAAACAGCACCGCUGGUGUUGUUGACGCUUCGUACCUGGCGGAGGCCGUACUGAGCGUUACAACGGCCGGUCGGUUGGUGACGAACACGUCUUUCACCGCCCACCCUGCUCUGCCGAGUGACUACAUUGUGGUGAUUCGCCUUGGCGCACACGAUCUCAACCGCAUCAAGGCGCUGGAUGACCUGUGCACCUCCAGUGAAAACUGUAACGUCGCCAUGUACCCGGGCUUCGUUGCGGACAUGGCGGAAAACGAUGCCGGCGUGCAAGGGCCCUUGGCUGUUGCCAAGUACAGGCCGGACGGAACCACGCCGAGUCUGCUUCGAUCCAGCCUCGACAUGGAGACGCGCACGCUUGUGCUGACAUUCUCAGAGGCCGUGCGCCUGUCCGCGGUGGACAGCACCAGGGUGCGACUCUUCAACGGGCUGCCAACCGUGCAUCCAUUCCACGUCUCCCUGGCACUGAGCAACGCUACCGUGGUCACGGUGGACACGUCCGCGUUCCUGACCUCCGCUGCUGCUUUCGGGAGCGACUCCCUAUCAGUGGCAGCAGCGGCAGCCGCACACACGGCCGGCACGGCCAUCGCAUUCCACCUGACAUAUGAAGACAUCGUGACGCUGCAGCGCGUGCCAGAGCUGGCCGCAACACAACGCCCCUCGUACGUGUCACUGGAGCAGGGUGUAGCGCAGGACAUGCGGCAGAACCCAAGCAAUGCUGUGCGGGACUUUGAGCAGUUCCCCGUCCAGCUCGUGGUUGCCGAUGAACAAGGCCCACAGGUCCUUGAAUUCACGCUGGACAUGGACGCGGCUCUCCUGACCAUCACCUUUGAUGAGGUUGUGAACGUGAGCAGCAUCAACCGGUCGGCGAUUGUGCUUGCCGCUGGCGACAACAGCGGCAGCGCUGCGUCGCUGCAGCUUGGCUUGGAUCUCGAGGACGUUGCCGUGAAGUCGGCACGUCUUGGGCUGCAGUCACCACCAGAUACGCUGGUGCUGCCGCGCCUGAGCUUCGGGGGAGAUGAGCUGCCGACGGGGGAUGACGACGUCGUCACCGUGCAGCUGAGCGCGCUUGAGACAACCAUGUUGCAGGCAAGUGCCAUGUUUGCCGACUCGCUGUCCACGACAUGGAUGCGCGUGCUGCCGAUGCUUGCGGCCGACAUGGAAAGCAAUGCCCUGUCUGCCACAAGGACGCUGCGCGCGAGCGCCUUUGCUUCGGACGUCACACCGCCGAACCUCGUCGGCCUUGAGCUGGACAUGGUGACCACCGUGCUCACACUGACGUUUGAUGAACCCGUGAACGCGUCCUCGCUCUCCGUCGGCGCCGGCACUCUGUGGUCGAGAGCGGCCGAGAACGCGGGCGGCGAGAUAGACGCAGUGGGAACGGCCGUGACCCUUGACGGCGCCGUGCUGAGCACCUUCAACCUCUCACGCGUGCUCACUGUCGCCGUUGGGGAGCAAGCGCUGGUCGCACUUCGCCGCACAGAGCACCUGGCCACAGCCGAGGCCACAUCGCAGCUCAACAUCACCCAGCAGUUCAUCCGCGACAACGCCAUGCCCGGGAACAAGGUCGUGGCUGCCUCGCUGCAGGCAGCGGCCUUCCGCAACUACCGGGCACCCCAGGUGGCGGAAGUCGCGCCAAGACAGGGAGCGUUGCAGGGCGGUGCGCGCGUGAUUAUUCGCGGCCAGGACUUUGCGCAGCUCGACCUCCGACGCCUGUCGCCGUACCACCCGUCGGCGCAGCUGCCCAUCAGCGUGCGCUUCGAGGCGCGCAACUUCGCGGCCGGCAUGUGGGCCGCGUACGCGCACGACGUCCUGGUGCUCAACGACACUGCACUACAAGCCACCGUCCCGGUUGCGGAUGCUGCUGUUCUGAACAGCACUGUGCCUGUCCUGGUGGACGUGCGCGUCAUCGCGGACAACGGCAGCGUGAGCGGUGUUCUGGCGUCCGGCUUCGAGUACCUGCCGGCGCCGGUCAUCACGCGAGUUCGCCCCCUCGCUGUCACCGAGCAAGGCGGCACGAGCCUGACCAUUGAGGGCCACAACUUUGGCCUGCCAACCUUCUUGCCGCUGUCUGAUGCGGCACUGCUUCCCGUGGACCCCUUCCCGCCAUCCCUGGAUGCCGGCUUGCCCGCAUACGGCGACGCGGCGCAGGAGACGGCCAACUGGCUUGCACCGCCACUGGCAGUGUACGUUGGGAAAGAUGAGUGCCUGCACCCGCGAGUCGUUGCCUUGCACAACGCCGAUACCAACAACACCAGCAACAACGCCAGCAGUGACGGCAUCGUCGCAAAUGCAACUGCCAGCGUGGUGGUGUGCACGAUGCCGAAUGUGACAGGCAUCGCUGGCAGCGAACCCCAAGUGACGGUGGUGGUGGAUGGCGCAAGUGGCAUGUCGAGCGAACGAGUCCGCGUGUUGGGCACUCCGGUUGUCAGCGGCGUUUCGCCCAACGCCACCUUUAGCGAGGAGGCUGAGCGGGUGACCAUCUUUGGCCGGUGGUUCGGCCCGAGCACCGUGAGCGGCGAGGGUCCCGAUGUCGAGGCGUUUGUGGCUGGGCGGCCCUGUGGCAACGUAGUGGUGCUCAACGACACGGCGCUUGAGUGCGAUGCGGCGCCCUACCUUGGCCCAGCCAACAUCACCGUCAUUGCGGACGGCGUGCAGAGCGAGCCAAGCGACACCCGGCUGCUGUAUUUGGCCAGCGCCGGGGUGUUCAGCUUCAGCGCGCGCACGUACUACGUGUCGGAGGACAGCGUGGAGAUUGCGAUUGAGCUUGUACGCAACAUGAGCAACACCUCCUACGUGUACGCCAGCCCAACGGAGGUGACUGUGGCCGUGCGCAACGGUACGGCAACCAGCCCCGCCUACUUCCUUGCGGAUGAGCGCGUUGUGAGCUUUGGCGUGGCGCAGAUGUCGCGCACGUUCAAGGUGGCCAUCACGGCGGGAUCGCGGACUCAGAUUGGGCCGCGCAAGGGCUACCACGACGAUGCGACCGUUGAGCUGGCAAUCACGGCCGUCGUGGCGCAGGAAGGCAUUGCAGCCAUUGGCACCGGGCGAUCGCAGGUUGUCAUUCAAGCGCGAUGCGAGGCGCUUGUCUCGGGCUGCACCGCGGUGAUGUCGCUGGAUGGCUCGCUCAGUUACACGCGUGACCCUGCUGUCACCAUUAGCCCGUGA
Salpingoeca rosetta is the source of this 31068-nucleotide messenger RNA. RefSeq lists its product as uncharacterized. Lineage: Eukaryota; Choanoflagellata; Craspedida; Salpingoecidae. The coding region runs from base 373 to 31068 and encodes 10231 amino acids. The transcript is spliced from 11 exons. The record is from RefSeq and is a predicted model, not a curated record. Gene Ontology annotation, molecular function: hormone activity.